CUUGUUUCCUGGCAGAGUGGGGUCCCGGCACCGCGGCUCUCUGGUUUUGUGUGGGUCCCGGGUGGAGGGCCCGGGUGCCGGGGCCCGAGGUGCCGCCUCGCUAGCGGGAGAGCGAGCGGGAGCAGCGGCCCGGAGAGAGGUGAGGGGCUCUGUGUGGACUGCGGCCCCGCUGGCAGGCCCCGCCCCCUUCUCUCUGCCGCUCCGCGGGAGCCCCCGUCGAAUGCCACCCCGCCCCCCCGGCCUGCCGCGGCCGGCCGACCCCGCCUCUGGCUGACUACCUCCGCUCCUGUGGCCUCACCUCUGACCCCUAGGACCAGCCUUCCCGUCCUCCAGUACAUCUGUCUCGACCCCUCCCACGCCUCCAAACCCCACCCUGCCCCGGACCCGCCAGGCAGUGCGAGGGUCCUCGGGAAUCGAGGAGGUUCCUGCUGCUUCCAAGCGGGACUCUACUGGCCCAGCCUUCCUAGGGGUGCUUAGGACGCCCGUUACCCACACCUUCGAGGGUAGCUUUUGCACGGGCUCGUGUCUACAGGGCGGGAGGAUGGAAACAGACCCUAAUUGGAACUGAGGUUCAGGGCAGCUCUCAGGGCCUGUGUGGGGCAAGAGGAUGCUUUCCCAGCCUCACCAUGGAGCUGCGCUGUGGGGGAUUGCUGUUCAGUUCUCGCUUUGAUUCAGGGAACCUAGCUCAUGUGGAAAAGGUGGAGACUGUGCCUAGUGAUGGGGAAGGCGUAGGAGGGGUGGCUACAGCCCCCACUAGUGGUUCUGCUUCUUCCCCUGACUACGAGUUCAACGUAUGGACGCGCCCAGACUGUGCUGAAACAGAAUAUGAGAAUGGGAACAGGUCAUGGUUCUACUUCAGUGUCCGGGGAGGAACCCCAGGAAAGCUUAUCAAGAUCAAUAUUAUGAACAUGAACAAGCAGAGCAAACUAUAUUCUCAGGGCAUGGCCCCCUUUGUGCGCACAUUGCCUUCCCGGCCACGCUGGGAACGCAUUAGAGAGCGGCCCACCUUUGAGAUGACAGAGACACAGUUUGUGCUAUCCUUUGUUCACCGUUUCGUAGAGGGCCGAGGAGCCACCACCUUCUUCGCCUUCUGCUACCCCUUCUCCUACAGUGACUGCCAGGAUUUGCUAAGUCAGCUAGACCUGCGCUUUCCAGAGAAUUACUCUGCCCAUAGCAGUCCUCUGGAUAGCAUUUAUUACCACCGAGAGCUUCUCUGCUAUUCUCUGGAUGGACUUCGGGUAGAUCUACUAACAAUCACCUCCUGCCAUGGGCUUCGAGAUGAUCGGGAGCCCCGUCUAGAGCAGCUAUUUCCUGAUGUUGGCACUCCCCGACCAUUCCGUUUCACAGGCAAAAGGAUAUUCUUCUUAAGCAGUAGGGUUCACCCUGGAGAGACCCCAUCUAGCUUUGUCUUCAAUGGCUUUCUGGACUUCAUCCUUCGACCUGAUGACCCCCGGGCCCAAACUCUCCGUCGACUCUUUGUUUUUAAGUUGAUUCCCAUGUUAAACCCUGAUGGUGUGGUCCGGGGCCACUACCGCACAGACUCCCGUGGAGUGAACCUGAACCGUCAGUACUUGAAGCCCGAUGCCGUCCUGCACCCAGCCAUCUAUGGCGCUAAGGCCGUGCUGCUUUAUCAUCACGUGCACUCGCGCCUCAACUCCAAGAAUCCCUCGAACCAGCAGCCCAGCAGCCUUCAUCUUCCUCCUGAAGUUCCUCUUUCUGACCUCGAGAAAGCUAAUAAUCUCCACAAUGAAUCGCACCUUGGGCAGUCACCUGAUGGGGAAAGCCAUGACAGGUGGACUGAGACAGAGCCGACAGAAGAAAAGACUGACCCGGUGUGGAUUAUGCCACAACCAAUUCCUGAACUUGAGGAGCCAGCCCCUGACGCCAUCCCCCCAAAAGAGAGUGGUGUCGCUUACUAUGUGGACUUGCAUGGACAUGCUUCCAAAAGGGGCUGCUUUAUGUAUGGAAACAGCUUUAGUGAUGAGAGCACACAGGUGGAAAACAUGCUAUAUCCAAAGCUCAUCUCCUUGAAUUCAGCCCACUUUGACUUCCAGGGCUGCAAUUUCUCUGAAAAGAACAUGUAUGCCCGGGACCGUAGGGACGGCCAGUCCAAGGAGGGAAGUGGCCGUGUUGCAAUCUACAAAGCCUCAGGGAUAAUCCACAGCUACACACUUGAAUGCAACUACAACACUGGACGUUCAGUCAACAGCAUCCCUGCUGCCUGCCAUGACAAUGGGCGUGCCAGCCCCCCUCCCCCUCCGACUUUCCCCUCCAGAUACACUGUGGAACUGUUUGAGCAGGUGGGACGAGCUCUGGCCAUCGCAGCACUGGACAUGGCGGAGUGUAACCCAUGGCCGCGAAUCGUGCUGUCGGAACACACUAGCCUCACCAACCUGCGGGCCUGGAUGCUGAAGCACGUGCGCAAUAGCCGAGGCCUGACCAGCACUGCAAACGUGGGCCUGAACAAGAAGCGAGGAUCGCGGACCCCUCCCAAGAGUAACAAUGGAUUGCCUGUUUCCUGUUCUGAAAAUGCCUUGAGCCGGGCUCGAAGUUUUAGCACCGGCACAAGUACUGGUGGUAGCAGCAGCCAACAAAAUUCUCCACAGAUGAAGAACUCUCCCAGCUUCCCUUUUCAUGGCAGUCGGCCUGCAGGGCUGCCAGGCCUGGGCUCUAGCACCCAAAAGGUCAGCCAUCGGGUGCUGGGCCCUGUCAGAGAGCCCCGAUGCCCAGACAGAAGGCGGCGGCAGCAGCAGCAGCAGCAGCAGCAGCAGCAGCAGCAGCAGCAGCAGCCACUGAACCAACGCUCUACAACAAGCAGCCUAGCCCCAUCCCCAACUCUGGCUAGUGCUAGCCCAACCUCCUCCCGAAACAUGGGCUCCUGCCUCCUGCCCAAUUCACUCAGCUUAUCAGGGAGCAGCUGCCCAUUCUCGUCUUCAGGGGACAAGCCAGAGGCUGUCAUGGUGAUUGGGAAAAGCCUACUAGGGGCUGGUGCUCGGAUCCCCUGCAUUAGGACUCGUUUGCAGGCUAGGCCCAGGUUGGGCCGGAGCUCACCGCCGACUCGCAGAGGGAUGAGAGGCUCAAGCCCCACAUCCCCCAUCCCCCAGACCAGAGAGAGCAGUGAGCUGGAGCCGGGACCCCGCUCUGCUACACCAGGGCUGCCUCAGGCCGGCCCCCCACGGCCCCGCUCUGCCCCCGCCUUUUCUUCUAUUUCCUGUAUUCUAUCUGACUCCCCAUCCCGGAUUUGUUACAGCAGGGGGCUCUUGAACCAAUGUGAGGUUUGUUUUGUCCCUAAAUCUCCACCACUCACUAUCUCUCCCAGGGUCUGAUAAUGCCUUUACCUUCGUGUCCAGGAUAUAGCCCUAAGGUGAGGGAACACAGUGAAAUGAUACGUUAGUCCCGUCUUCCAGCUGCUGGUGCCAUGUGACAACCAUAGCUCCUUGGAAUAUCGGCCACACUCGGACUCAGCUGUCCCAGGCCUUGCAGAACAUCACCUUGAGACAGAGCAAAACAGGGACCUGCCACCCCCUUCCCUCCCUCCACAGCACAAGAUUUUGGGACCACAAAAAAUAUAUAUAUAUCUAUAUUUUUGUAUUGGGGGGAGGGAGUAGAAAAGAAAGCAGCCCCUAUACUGGGCCCUAUUCAGUGGCAGCUUCUUGUUCCAUAGGGUUAAGGAAGACUUUGAGGAAAUAAAAGUUGUUUGGAAAAAUC
Molecule: messenger RNA, 3708 nt
Organism: Rattus rattus (black rat)
Lineage: Eukaryota; Metazoa; Chordata; Mammalia; Rodentia; Muridae
Gene: Agbl5
Product: ATP/GTP binding protein like 5
Exons: 15
Coding region: 627-3326 (899 amino acids)
Biological process (GO): proteolysis; protein deglutamylation
Molecular function (GO): metallocarboxypeptidase activity; zinc ion binding
Source: RefSeq, a predicted model, not a curated record